CGGGAUGAAUGGAUGGCCCAGUUACCUGGUGGGGUGGAUGGCCUUCCUCCUCUACUCCUAUGAAACAACUGGAAAUAAGAAAGAUCCAUGCAUCUUUCCCUUCACCUACAAGGGUUCUACUUACUUCUCUUGCACCAGAACCAACAGCUUAUUCCCUUGGUGUUCGACCAGAGCCGUGUAUGACGGACGGUGGAAACACUGCAUGACGGAAGAUUACCCACGGUGUGUCUUUCCCUUCAUCUACCGAGGAAAGCCCCAUAAUGGCUGCAUCACAGACGGCAGUUUCUUUGGAAGGCAGUGGUGCUCAGUCACUUCCAGCUUUGAUGAGAAGCAGCAGUGGAAAUACUGUGAAACCAACGAGUACGGGGGAAACUCUUUCAGCAAGCCCUGCAUCUUCCCUGCCAUGUACAGAAAUAAUGUGGUCUCUGAAUGCCUUGAGGAUGAAAACAAUAAGCUCUGGUGUCCAACCACGGAGAACAUGGAUAAGGACGGGAAGUGGAGUCUUUGUGCCGACACCAGAAUUUCCUCAUUGGUUCCUGGCUUCCCUUGCCACUUCCCAUUCAACUACAAAAACAAGAAUUAUUUUAACUGCACCACUAAAGGAUCAAAGGAGAACCUUUUAUGGUGUGCAACCUCUUACAACUAUGACCGGGACCACACUUGGGUGUACUGCUGA
Molecule: messenger RNA, 676 nt
Organism: Odocoileus virginianus texanus
Lineage: Eukaryota; Metazoa; Chordata; Mammalia; Artiodactyla; Cervidae
Source: RefSeq, a predicted model, not a curated record